AUGGACUGGCGCCUGUUCGCCGACGACGACGUGCCGCAGGGCUGUAAAAUUGGCGGGGUCGCGUACCGGGUCGGCAUCGCAUGGCUGAACCACGAGGACCAAGGCGUGCUGCUCACGUUUAGCGUCAACGCGCUGCUCGCCUUCUUCUCGCUCUUCGCCUACCACGUCUUUGCGCACCUGCCAAGUCUCAAGGCGGUCUUCGCGCCGCGGGUGCCGCUCGAGCAGGGCCCUCCCCCGCAUCCGCUCCACAUCUCGCGCGGGCUCUCUGGGCCGCACGAGGGCGAGCAGCUCGAGGCGACGAUGCUGCGCCGCUUCCUCAUCAUGAACCUGACGCUCUUCUGCGUCUUCGCCGCCACCGCGAUGCCCGCCCUCAUCCUCACCUACUCGAUCGACCCGUACGCCGGGCUCGACAUCCCGUUUGCUCCGCCGCCGCCGCCGCCGCAGAACCCCUUCCCGCCUCCCGCGUUGGGAGGAGCCGCGCCACCGGCGCCGCCGGGGAAGCCGCCGCUCUCGCCCGUGGUGCCGUGGCUGAGCGGCGCGCCGAUCUCGGGCAUCCAGUCCUUCUCGCUCGCCCACCUGCCUCCCGGCUCGCCCCGCUUCUGGGCGCCGGCGGCUUGCAUGCUGCUGCUGACUUCGGUCUUCCUCAUCCUCGCGCGGCGCGAGGCGGAGGUGUACGCGCGGCUGCGGUACGACUGGCUCGCCGCGCCGAGGCCGCACCUCCACGCCGCGCGCCUCGUGACGAGCCACUCGCUCAACGGGGCGGUCGCGCCCGCGGUGACGGCCGAGGACGUGUACGCGCUGCUCAAGCCGAUGUUCGGCGCCGACCUGCACGAGGUCAUCAAGGUGCCGCGCGAGGUGAACCAGUGGCGCCUGUCCGCGCUCGGGCUGCAGCCGCCGAGCCUCCAGGCCGGCGGCGGGGCGGACGUGCCGCUCCUGACGCAGUCGGGUCGCUCCUCCUGGUCCAUGGCUGCGGUCUGGAGCCUGGUCGUCGACCUGGCGCACGAGAUGCGGCUGCUCGCGACGGGCGAGCCGCGCGAGGCGGCACCCGCCCGGGGGGAGGGCUUGCCCGAGCCGUGCCGGAGCCGCCGCGUAGGCGAGGCGACCGAGACCUCCUUCAUCGACGCGCUCUGGUCGUCGCUCGUCACGCCGCGGCCGGUCGUCGUGUGCGCGUGGUCGGGGACGCUGCUGCUGUUCGCGCUGUGGAACGUGCCGGUCGCGCUCGUGCAGUCGCUCGCUUCCCUCGACUCGAUCACAAAGAUGCUGCAGGAGGCGCACCUCAAGGGCGCGGCGGGUAUGAUCCACAACCUCUCGCCCGCCACGCGCGCCACGCUCGAGGGCUGGAUGCCUGUCCUCGUCCUCACCGCGCGAGAGCGGCGCCGCGGCGGGCACGUGCUGGUGCUGCUCGGAUCGUGCGUGGUGGGGUCUCUCUUCGAGACCGCCAAGCUCAUCCUCAGCGGCGGCUACUGCACGCUGCUCGCGCUGCUCGGCCGCUCCGUCCUUCCCCUCUCGGUCGUGGGGGUCGCCAGGCUGUGCGGGGCGCGCGGCAAGGCGCUGAGCGGAAAGGCGCUCUCCGCGCUGCAGCGGCUCUACUACCCGAGCAUCUACGCGCGCGCGCUGAUGGUCCUCUCCGCCGCCUUCCUCUUCGCCACCAUCGCGCCGCUCAUCACGCUCGUGACGAUCGCGUGGCUGUACGCCGUCUCGCGCGCCUGGUCCUUCAACGUGCGGCGCGUCUACCUGCACGACCUCGGCGCCGACUUCGACUCUGGCGGCGCGUACUGGCCGGUGGCGAUGCGGCUCGAGACCUUCGCGCUGCUCACGGCGCAGCUGGUGCUCGUCGCGAUCCACGUGCUCAACUCGUGCUGGUACAGCGGAACCGUCCUCUUCGGGCUCAUGAUCGCCACGAUGGUGCGCGCCUCGCGCCUCCAGCGGCACUACAGCCCGCUCGCCUCGGAGCUGCCGCUCGAGCGGUGCAUCAAGGUGGACGCAUCCAUGGCCGGCGACACGUCGCCUGGCGCGCAGGCCUACCAGCUCGACUGGAUCCUUGCCGAGGCGUCUCGCGCGUACCGCACCUCCUUUGAAAACUCUUCGUUUCGCUCGGGGGACCUCCUCGCCGGAGGCCAGUAG
Emiliania huxleyi CCMP1516 is the source of this 2124-nucleotide messenger RNA. RefSeq lists its product as hypothetical. The record is from RefSeq and is a predicted model, not a curated record. The coding region runs from base 1 to 2124 and encodes 707 amino acids. The transcript is spliced from 8 exons. Gene Ontology annotation, cellular component: plasma membrane. Lineage: Eukaryota; Haptophyta; Isochrysidales; Noelaerhabdaceae. Gene Ontology annotation, molecular function: calcium-activated cation channel activity.